Molecule: messenger RNA, 1071 nt
Organism: Lasiosphaeria miniovina
Lineage: Eukaryota; Fungi; Ascomycota; Sordariomycetes; Sordariales; Lasiosphaeriaceae
Product: putative tRNA threonylcarbamoyladenosine biosynthesis protein kae-1
Exons: 2
Coding region: 1-1071 (356 amino acids)
Biological process (GO): tRNA threonylcarbamoyladenosine modification
Cellular component (GO): cytoplasm; EKC/KEOPS complex
Source: RefSeq, a predicted model, not a curated record
AUGGGAAUAAGCCCUAAUCGCCUAAGACGACGCAUCGCGCUGGGGUGCGAAGGGUCGGCCAACAAACUAGGGAUCGGUGUCAUUGCGCACGAGGAUGGGGGCGAGGCGGUGGUUCUGUCCAACGUGCGGCACACGUUUGUGUCGCCGCCGGGGACGGGGUUUUUGCCCAAGGACACGGCGCGGCACCACCGGGCGUUUUUCGUGCGGGUGGCCAAGCAGGCGCUGGCGGACGCGCGCGUGUCGGUAGCCGACGUCGACUGCGUGUGCUAUACACGCGGGCCGGGGAUGGGGGGCCCGCUGAGCUCGGUGGCGAUAGCGGCGCGCACGCUGGCGCUGCUCUGGGGCAAGGAGCUAGUAGGCGUCAACCACUGCGUCGGCCACAUCGAGAUGGGGCGCGCCAUAACGGGCGCCGAGAACCCCGUGGUGCUUUACGUGAGCGGCGGCAACACGCAGGUGAUCGCCUACGCCGAGCAGCGGUACCGCAUCUUCGGUGAGGCCCUCGACAUCGCCGUGGGCAAUUGCCUGGAUCGCUUCGCGCGGACUCUUGAGAUUAGCAACGACCCGGCCCCCGGCUAUAACAUCGAGCAGCUGGCCAAGAAAGGAGGACGCGUGCUUCUGGACCUCCCGUACACGGUCAAGGGGAUGGACUGCUCGUUCAGCGGCAUUCUGGCGCGGGCCGAUGAGCUGGCGGCGCUGAUGAAGGCCGGCGGGGUGGGGCCGGAUGGAGAGCCCAUCACGGCGGCGGACCUCUGCUUUAGUUUGCAGGAGACGAUAUUUGCCAUGUUGGUAGAAAUAACGGAGCGGGCCAUGGCGCACGUCGGCAGCAAGCAGGCCCUCAUUGUAGGCGGAGUCGGGUGCAACGAGCGCCUGCAGGAAAUGAUGGGCGGCAUGGCCGCGGAACGAGGCGGGAGCGUCUAUGCGACCGACGAGCGGUUCUGCAUAGACAAUGGCAUAAUGAUUGCACACGCGGGUCUCCUAGCUUACGAGACGGGCUUCCGGACCCCGUUAGAGGACAGCACCUGCACACAGCGCUUCAGAACCGACGAGGUCUUCGUUAAAUGGAGGAGGUAA